Molecule: messenger RNA, 1538 nt
Organism: Alosa sapidissima (American shad)
Lineage: Eukaryota; Metazoa; Chordata; Actinopteri; Clupeiformes; Clupeidae
Gene: chmp4c
Product: charged multivesicular body protein 4C
Exons: 5
Coding region: 308-1006 (232 amino acids)
Biological process (GO): vesicle budding from membrane; late endosome to vacuole transport via multivesicular body sorting pathway
Cellular component (GO): multivesicular body; cytoplasmic side of plasma membrane; ESCRT III complex
Source: RefSeq, a predicted model, not a curated record
CCAUAAAAAGUAUGGCACCAACGGCCAUCUUUCUCUUCAUGAGGUGAUGUCUACGGCACAAUAGCGAUAGUGACAGUUGGCUUGCCUGUAGCCCAAAAUACCUGUCUGACAAAAUUUGAGUGUACCUGGGCAGGUCUACCUGACUCCGGAAGUGCGCAGUUUUGUGUUCUCAGCGGUUGAAAGUGAGGAACAUUUGUCUCCGGGGAUUGCAACUUUUAACACUAGACUGUAGCCUACUUCUUCAUACUUGGUAAGAGGUGUAAAAGUAUUUAAAAUUAAGUUACAAUUUACGAAACCAAUAACAAUCAUGAGUAAGAUUUCAAAAAUGUUCACGGGUUCGAGCUCAAAAUCUAGCUCAUCUAGCUCCUCGAAAUCGAAGUCAAAACAUCGGUCUAAGGGAGAGGCUACUCCUCAAGAAGCCAUUCAUAAAUUACGAGAGACGGAGGCUAUGCUUACUAAAAAACAAGAGUACCUGGAAAGGAAGAUCGACGAGGAAAUUGCUAUCGCUAGGAAGAAUGGCACCAGAAAUAAGCGGGCCGCUUUGCAGGCACUGAAGAGGAAGAAGCGCUAUGAGCAGCAGCUCACUCAGAUCGAUGGCACACUCUCCACCAUCGAGUUCCAGAGGGAGGCCCUGGAGAACACCAGCAUCAACACAGAGGUGCUGAAGAACAUGGGCUAUGCAGCCACGGCCAUGAAAAAAGUCCAUCAGAAAGUAGACAUGGAUAAGAUUGACACACUGAUGGAUGACAUUCAAGAGCAACAGGAUCUGUCCAAGGAGAUCAGUGAUGCCAUCUCACGGCCCUUUGGAGAGGAGUUUGAUGAGGAUGAGCUGUUGGCUGAGCUGGAAGAGCUAGAAAUGGAGGAGAACUCCAAGAGAAUGGCGAAGUUACCCAGCGCGCCUACGGUCAGGUUGCCAAGCGUGCCACAGUCCAGCCACCGCACUCCCUCAAGGAAGCGCGUGGAGGAUGAUGCAGAUAUGAAAAGGCUUGCGUCUUGGGCAGUCUAAGCUGCUUUUCUCCUGCUCUGGUAACGUCUUGAGCCGUCAGUGGUCAAAUAUGGAAGCUAAAACAGUCUCUGAGAAUGUAGAGCUUUUAAGAAAAAGUUUGAAGUUACACUAAUCACAUGUUUAUAAAAGUGAUUUUGCACUUUUAAUACUUGCCAAACAUUUACAUUGUAAUGUAAAAUGAAGGAUAAUUGUUGUGGCAAAAACUACAUUGUGCUGGAGAUGCCUCAUGUCCUCUCCUUACCUGUCAUUGUGAAUAUUGGUUCUUUUACCCUUUUACCUUCUGUACUAUGUUAUGUCAUGUAUUUGGUCUGUGGGAAUCAGAAAAAAACGUUCCUGUAAGAUUCACUGUGGUGUCUUUGUAUUAGGACAAAAUGAUUGAAGAUUUGCUUUUUUCCCCCUCUAGAUAUGUUAGCUCAGGUGUAUAACCACCACUUGUGAACAUGAGAUCGGUUUCCCUUGGCCCACAUUUUUAUGUAAAUAAUCUAAAUCAUUGAUUAUUUUAUUUGAUGAAGUAAUAAACAUUUUGAAAGUA